Wyeomyia smithii (pitcher-plant mosquito) is the source of this 837-nucleotide messenger RNA. RefSeq lists its product as uncharacterized. Bases 1 to 837 code for a protein of 278 amino acids. The transcript has a single exon. The record is from RefSeq and is a predicted model, not a curated record. Lineage: Eukaryota; Metazoa; Arthropoda; Insecta; Diptera; Culicidae.
AUGGAUAAAAACUGUUACGAAUGCUCGCAGCCGAUCACCAACCUUAACCUAAUAAAAUGUCAUCUUUGCGAUAGUGUCGCACACAUGAAAUGCUUCGGCUGGGCACGAUCGAAUUUGGAUUUCGUCAAUGGGCAGCCCAAUUUGCUUUGGUUCUGCGCAGAUUGCUUAAAGUCUAUCGAGAAUCUGAAGACGAAACAUUCAUCGGAUACUGCUAUCGAUACCACAUCAGCUUUCGCAAACUCAAUCACCUGCUGUAUGAAUGAAGUGAAGAAAGAACUUGGACAAAUAAAUGCUUUCAUAGGAUCGAUUUCUGAUAAGCUUUUAACAAAUACAACACCAGUAAUGUUGUCGGCUAAUCGCAGUUCUAAGCGCCCUAGAGUGAUUUCCCCGAGCGACACCCCUAAGCGACCAAGAGGGUUUUCUGGUUUAUUGAGUGGAACUAAAGCUGUCGAAAACUUUCCGUCUUUAGUCGAAACCGUCCCGCAACCAACUACAAAAUUUUGGAUUUACCUCUCGCGCAUCGCCCCUCAUGUGUCCGAGGAUGAAAUAGCUGCUCUCGUUCGUGAUUGCGUAUCCGACAUACAACCCGUCGUUAAGAAGCUUGUUAGAAAAGAUGCUGAUGUUAAAUCCCUCGCUUUUAUUUCCUUUAAAGUCGGCAUUGACUUACAGUUGAAAGAUGCCGCCCUUGAUGCUAAUAACUGGCCGAAAGGAAUCUAUUUUCGGCAGUUCGAAGAACGCAAUGCAUCAUCGGAUUUUUGGAAACCAAAAGCAUCGAAGUUUCCCCGAACCGUACCAUCGCAGCCUGCAACAAGUCCUCAUCUUGUUCCUCUCAACUAG